GGUGAAACCAAGAUCUUGAAGCUGAAGAACCUGAGACCCAAGGACUACGCCAACUACAGCUGCAUCGCCUCCGUCAGGAACGUGUGUGCCAUCGCCGACCGCAGAGUCGUCUUCAGACUCACCAAUAAAACUGCUCCCGCCUCCAUCAAGCUGCUGGUGGAGGAUCCGAUCGUGGUGAAUCCGGGCCAGACGGUGUCUCUGGUCUGCAUCACGACCGCAGGAGAGCCGGCUCCGAGCCUGGCCUGGACCAGCGGCUCCGGAUCUCUGCCGGAGAAGAGCCUGAUGAAGGAAGGGGUUCUGACGCUUCCCGCCAUCGCCUCCGAGGACACCGGCGUCUACAGCUGCAUCGCCAGCAACAAUGUGGGAAACCCGGCCAAGAAAUCCACCACCAUCAUCGUACGAGCGCUGAAGAAGGGCCGCUUCUGGAUCACUCCGGACCCUUACCACAACGACGACAACAUCCAGAUCGGCCGCGAGGUGAAGAUCUCGUGUCAGGUGGAGGCCACGCCACCCGAGGAGCUGCAGUUCAGCUGGCUGAAGAACGGCCGGGCAUUACGCAGCUCUGAGCGCAUGGUCAUCACGCAGACCGACCCCGACAUCUCGCCCGGAACCACCAACCUGGACAUCAUCGACCUCAAGUUCACCGACUUUGGAACCUACACCUGUGUAGCAGCGCUCAGAGGAGGAGCCAUCCCCGAGAUCAGCAUCGACGUCAACAUCUCCUCCACCACUGUUCCUCCGAACCUGACCGUGCCGCGGGGCAAGUCUCCGAUGGCGGUGCGGGAGGGCGAGACAGUGGAGCUGGAGUGCCUUGUUUCAGGGAAACCCAAGCCCAUCAUCCUGUGGUCGCGGGCGGAUAAGGAGGCACCGAUGCCGGACGGCAGCAUGCAGAUGGAGAGCUACGAUGGCGUUCUGCGCAUCGUCAACGUGUCGCGCGAGAUGAGCGGAUCCUACCGCUGCCAGACCAGCCAGUACAACGGCUUCAACGUCAAGCCCAGAGAGGCCGUGAUCGAGCUCAUCGUGCGCUAUCCUCCGGCAGUGGAGCCGGUGUGGCAGGAGGUGCGGCAGGGUUUGGGUCGGCAGGUGUCCAUGAACUGCCGCGUUCUGCGUGCUCAUCCGUCCCGUGUGCUACGCUAUGAGUGGAGGCUGGGCUCGCGGCUGCUGCACGCCGGCACCUUCGACUCACGUGAUGACACCGAUUACAUCGUACGUAGCCUGGUGCGCGAGGGCUACGGCGAGUACACCUGCGACGUCAUCAACGAGGUGGGGCCGGGACGCUGCACCUUCCUGUUGACCGGUGAGACCAAAACACCAGAGUUUUAUUAUGACACCUAUAGCCCGCUGUGGCAGAACCGGCCGCGUGUUUAUGGCUAUAAGCUGCAGUGGACGCAGAUGAACCCGAGUGCCGUGGACCGGAUCAUGGCCUACCGCCUCGGGAUCCGACAGACGGGGCAGCAGCGCUGGUGGGAGCAGGAUAUUCCCGUGGAGGGAAACAUCCAGAAAGGAGAGCUGAUCACUCAUAAUCUGACGGAGCUCAUCCGACCCGAGGCGUACGUGGUUCGACUGACGCCCAUCACACGCUUCGGAGAGGGAGACUCCAGCACCAGAGUCGUCACAUACAGCGCUCCCAUCAAUCCUGAUCUGAGAGAGUUUCACUGCAGUUUUGAGGAGGAUCCCGUCUGCAUGUUCACUCAGGACAAGAAUGAUGACUUCGACUGGACGAGACACAGCGCAGCCACACGCGACACCAAAUACACGCCCAACACGGGGCCCAGCGGGGACCGCAGCGGCUCCAAACAGGGUUUCUUCAUGUACAUCGAGACGUCCAGACCUCGUAAAGACGGCGACACGGCGCGUCUCCUGAGCCCCACGUUUAAUGUGGCCCCCAAAAACCCCUACAGCAUCACCAGCCCUCCGGUUUACUGCUUCAGCUUCUACUACCACAUGUACGGCAAACACAUCGGCUCUCUGAAUGCAUUUGUGAAGCAGAAAGGUCAGUCGACUUCAGAUGCCGGUCCAGUCUGGUCUCUCAGCGGGAACCAAGGGGACCGAUGGAGACAAGCCAAAAUUAGCAUCCAUCCUACUGCCUCCUUCCAGGUGAUAUUCGAGGGCAUCCGCGGCCCCGGGAUCGAGGGGGACAUCGCCAUUGAUGAUGUCACGCUCGAGGAGGGGGAGUGUCCUGACCCUCCGUCCAAUCCGAUCAGAGGAGCGGCUGCAUGUGGCGUCUCCAGUAUAUGGCCACUGAGCGUCACGCUGUUUUUUACCGUAAUCAUCGGUCAGAGGUGACGCUCCACGUGAGAAAAGACUCCAGAUGCGUCCCUCAAUAUUUAAUCACCAAAGAUUCAUGCUUUCGGAUCGCAGAGGAGGCACAACAACAGAUCCACGCGGAAUGAAACGACCACAAACAGAAACUAAUGCUUAAAAUAUUAAAUAAAUUAACGUUCUCUGAUGCUCCGAUGUCUGGAAUCAACCGAGGAUUUGAACGUUGACGUCAAAAGCACAACGAAUACUUCGCAAUCUGGAUUUACCUGAAAGACAAGCGAAGGCAGUUUCGUGAACGAACAUUGAGUUUUACACACCAUUCCCCUUCCUUUUUUCCAUCUUGAGAUGUUCUUUUCUGGUGCUUUGGAGUAACGUCUCAUCCUCUGGUUGAUCUUCUCUUGAUUUGUUCUGGGUUUGGUUCGGAUCGGUGCUUUAAAAGCAAAUAAAACAGAACCUUGUUUCGCUUUAUUCCCCGACUCCAGUAGCAGGCUGAUUUCUCAACACUGUGCUCACGUUCUCAAGCGGAGAACUUUGCGUUUUUUGGCAUCCGUGACGGUGAAAACCUUGGUUUGUCGUCGUUCCCGGCACCGGCUGAGUGACAGAGUUUCUGCCAUUAAAAAAGAAGUGCCUUCAGGUUAAAAACCGAUCCGUUAGCCUGGCCAUCGACAACAAACGUCCAUGUUUCUAACAUCUGCGAUGGGCUAUUUUAUACUCAUUUCUAUCGCCCCUCAAGUGCUGGAAUGCACGACUGCGAGCGUCACAUACGAAUAAUCGCGAACACACGAUGUUUGGCUGCUGGAGGACGAUGUAUGGACAAAUGUCACGCUCUCCAUCCCCGGCUAUCAUGCCUCUGUCAUUUAUAUACCGAACAAUGUGCAUUCUGAGAGAAAAAUACUAAAUAUUCAUAACUAUAAUAAUAUUUUAUUACUCUAUCCAGAAUGUGUCUCAGCUUUUACAAACGAACUGUGAAAAUCGAUGGCGGUAUCUACCUGAGCGCUCGACCGGACGCUUUUUAAAAAGGGUGUUGUAAAAAAAAAAAAAACGUGAUAUGAAAAUGUUUUGACAAGAAGCUGUGUCUCGUUUCUUCUGAUUUACGUUGAAAUGUUCCGACUUUACUGUCUUUAUUUCUCGUCGUCUCCCUUGCAUUGCUGAAAAUAUCAAAAACGGGCAGAAAGACGCCGGUUUGGUAACUGUACAACUUGUAUAUGUAAAGAAGCUCUGUUCAUUGAGAUUUAUAUGAGAUGUUUUAUGAACGAGUCAAAGGAAGCACAACAUUUAGGAUUCAGUCAUUUAUAAACAUCAUACAUGUGACCGUCCUCCUGCAAAACCAGCGUGAAAAUAAAGUGACGCCGGAAGCUGACUUUCACUAAGAAUUGAAUUUAAAAAAAGAAUCAAAAUGGACUUUGCAUUGGACUGCUUUCGAAUAAAUGUGCACAUUGCUCAUGCAUAUGGUUAAAAACAAAAUAGGAUGUAAAUUACUGGCCCGGAAUACAAAAACAUCACAAGCUGAUUAAUGAUAUUCAAACGUCAUUUAAAGAAAUAGUUCACCUCAAAAUAAAAUGUGCUCACCCUCAG
Molecule: messenger RNA, 3837 nt
Organism: Sinocyclocheilus grahami
Lineage: Eukaryota; Metazoa; Chordata; Actinopteri; Cypriniformes; Cyprinidae
Product: MAM domain-containing glycosylphosphatidylinositol anchor protein 2-like
Exons: 13
Biological process (GO): synapse organization; homophilic cell-cell adhesion
Cellular component (GO): axon; neuronal cell body; plasma membrane
Molecular function (GO): protein binding; axon guidance receptor activity
Source: RefSeq, a predicted model, not a curated record